AUGGAGUUCCCUCGCAUCCUGCGACUGACUGGAGCCUAUCCAUACUUCCUCAGCAUGUACUUUGUCGGCGGAAUGAAGAUCCUGUACAGCACCGGCAUCUACUCCGGUGGACCUCGUGAGCUUGGCCCUUCCCUGUGCUCAUGACGACAAGGGCACUGACUCGUCCACAUGGAACGACCAGCCGCACUGUGGUCGUCCUGGAUCGUGACAAUGUUCGGGGCGUGCGCUACUGCAGCUUGCCUCGCCGAGAUUUGCUCGUCAAUCCCGCUCAGUGGUAGUAUCUACCUCUGGGCCGCCGCCGUGUCGGGCCCCACUUCGCCGAGCCGUGCUCGUCUCUUUGGUUUCAUCGGCGCAUGGUGGACCUCGUCGGCGUGGAUCAGCUUCUGCGCGAGCACGUCACAGGCCGUGGCCAACUUUAUCAUGUCCGAGCUCGUCGUCUUCAACCGUGCCUUCCCCGGCGGGCUCGACAACAGCAACAUCAAGUUCCGCGCUGUUCAGUGGGCCGUCGCUGAGUUCGUGCUCUUUGUCUGCGUUUUGAGCAAUACGAUGCCGCCGAAGCGCUUCAAAUGGAUCUUCCGUGCCUCGUUACUCGUCAUGGUCAUUGAUUUCCUUGCGCUCUUCAUCGCCCUCCCCAUGGGUGCCGCCAAGACGUACGGCUUCCGCGGCCGCGAGUUCCUGACGACGAGCUACAACGGGACCGGCGCCUCCUCGGGCUGGAAUUGGACCUUGUCCUUUUUGUCGACGAGCUACGUGCUCACAGGUUUUGACGCGGCGGCGCACAUCGGGGAAGAGGUAAAAAACCCUAGUCUGGCCGCGGCCCGCGGGGUGUUUUACUCGUGCUUGGUCUCGGCCAUCUUUGGUGCGCCGCUCUUGAUGCUCUUGCUCGUGUGCUCGCCGCCCUUGGAUGUCUUGUUCGAAGCCGCUGCGCCCCAACCCCUCGUCGUGCUCUUCCAGGACAUUCUCGGCACGGGUGGCCAGCUCGUGCUGAGCAUCAUCUCCAUCAUCGGUCUCAUGGUCAACGUCACGGUCUGCCUCGUCGCUGCCUCGCGUCUCAUAUCGGCCAUUGCCCGCGACGGCAUCCUCCCCGGCUCGGCUUGGAUCGGCCGCGUCGACAAGAACGGCAACCCUACAAACGCGGUCUACUUUGUUGGCGGCGUCGGUGCCGUCCUACUGUGUACGAUUCUGCCUUCGACGGUCGCCUUCACGUCGCUCGUCAGCAUCUCGGGUGUGCCGACGAUCGCCCUGUACGCUGCAAUCCCCGUCUUGCGCUUGCUCUUCACUCGCGACCAGUUCAAACAUGCUCGAUGGUCCAACGGUCGCUUAUCGACGCCAUUAUGCAUCAUCGCUGCGAUCUGGAACCUCUUCAUUUGCUCCAUCAUGUUCUCGCCCUACACGUUCCCCGUCACGGCGCAGACGUUCAACUUCGCCGCACCCGUCUUUGUCGGCAUCGUGAGUUGGCUUUUUGUUCCUGGCUGUAUACUAAUGAGCAGAUCUACUGACACCAUCUUCAAUGAUUUACCGCAGACCAUUUGCGGCAUCGUUAGUUGGUGGAUCGUACCCGAGGAACGCUGGCUCAGCAAGGAGUUCAUUCAGGCGGCCGGCCACUCCCGUGUGCUCGAGGACUCGUCGGUCUGCAGCUCGGACAAGGCCGAGUAG
This is a messenger RNA of Microbotryum saponariae, 1656 nucleotides long. NCBI's taxonomy places the organism in Eukaryota, Fungi, Basidiomycota, Microbotryomycetes, Microbotryales, Microbotryaceae. The record is from the annotation of a GenBank genome assembly.